GAAUCCUUCGGUGCGGACGGGCACAUAAACAGUUGCUUGGUCGUAUUCGCGUUUGGGCACGUGGCCACAAAUCGGCCAGUGAAAUCGGGCGGAAAUCGGACACCACCUUCACGGGCAAGGUGGAUUGUUUUUUGCUCGAGUGCUUCCAACGCGGAUUGUGAAGUUAGGGACGGUUCAAAGAUUUUCAAGCUGUUUGCUGAUCCAUGAUAAGGGUGGUUGCUUAAAUAUACAGGUGUCAUCGAAGAGAUCAACCUGGGAGCCACAUCCGGACCCGUCCCGACUCCGGGCGGGUUUUCUCCGGUCAUCUCAGCCGCGAAGACGCUUUCGCUCAGGGAGACCUCCUGUGCAGAGGCCUUCUGGAAGAUGCCGCACAAAGAAGAGGACCUCAUGCACCAUUCAAUGGGUCAAAAUACAAUAUUUGGAUGUUCCACGGCUGGUCACAGCGGCAUCAACCAGUUGGGCGGCGUUUACGUGAACGGCCGCCCAUUGCCUGAUUCCACCAGACAAAAGAUCGUCGAAUUGGCCCACUCGGGCGCCAGACCCUGCGAUAUCUCCCGUAUACUGCAGGUCUCCAAUGGAUGCGUCUCGAAAAUACUCGGCAGGUAUUACGAGACGGGUUCCAUUAAACCUCGAGCGAUCGGCGGAUCCAAACCUCGAGUGGCCACCACGCCUGUUGUCAACAAGAUUGCCGAGUUCAAAAGGGAGUGCCCAUCCAUCUUCGCCUGGGAGAUCAGGGACAGGCUGCUCAGCGAGGGAGUGUGCAACAACGACAACAUACCUAGCGUGUCAUCAAUAAACCGAGUACUCCGCAACCUGGCGUCUCAGAAAGAACAGCAAGCAAGCGACUCAGUGUACGACAAAUUGCGGAUGUUUAACGGGCAAGCUGCGGCAGCGGCGGCGGGUUGGGCGUGGUACCCUACGGCAGGUCCCGCGGCGCCGCACCUGGGGUUACCGCCGGCGCCGUCCGCAUUGGCGUCCCACGUGUCUGCUGCUAGGGACGAUUUGCAGAAGAGAGAAGAUUCACAGCUAAGACUGAGACUGAAAAGGAAACUCCAACGGAACCGAACGUCCUUCACGAACGAACAGAUUGAUAGUUUAGAAAAGGAAUUUGAACGAACUCACUAUCCAGACGUCUUUGCCAGGGAGCGGCUAGCGGAGAAAAUAGGAUUACCUGAGGCACGUAUCCAGGUGUGGUUCAGUAAUCGACGAGCAAAAUGGCGGCGGGAAGAAAAACUUCGAAAUCAGCGGCGCUCUGUAGAUCAAGUAGGCACAGUCAGUCCACCUGUAUCAGCUGCAAGGCUUCCGAUCAACUCUGGCUUCAACUCCAUGUACUCAUCGAUACCGCAGCCUAUCGCAACCAUGGCUGAUACCUACAGUUCGAUGCAGAAUGGCCUGUCGUCCAGCUGCCUACAGCAACAACGUGACGCGGCAGCAGCGGCCGCAGCCGCCGGCUACCCGUACAUGUUUCCAGAUCCGCUGCACUCGUUAGGUCCCUCUUACACGCCGCCGCGCGGAUGCAACCCGGCUGGCGCGCACGCUCCGCAACCGUCCGCGCAUCCGGCGUACGCGGCUGCAGCUGCUGCGGCUGCUAAUGCGCCACAAGGAGCUAGUGCUGUGCCAGUUUCCACGGGCACUGGUGUAAUAUCAGCUGGCGUGAGUGUUCCUGUACAAAUCCCCAGCCAAUCAUCGACCGCGAAUGAGCUGUCGUCUCCGCCAUAUUGGCCCCGGCUCCAGUGAUCUCAGCUGUUCGGGUUCCCGCCGCCGGGACUCUUGAUCCCGCGGGAUACCCCGCCAAUGGCCGCGCACAUGGCCUCAACCUCAGCCUCAACGUUGGCUUCCGGGUCGCCAGCAGCUGCCACGAGAGGAGAUGAGACCUCCUAGAUGAAAGAUGACCUACACACUUGUGGGGUAGCAUGAAUAUACUGCCAGACAAGUAAUUUUCAGCUGAGAUUCGAUGUUUUGAAGGGAGGAGUUGCGUGAAGCAUUUUAUUGGUGCCAUAAACCAACGAACAGAUGACCCACUCAAGGCAGGGACGCCUGUCCAAGUUCAAACAUAAAAUAAUUUGCAGAAGUGACCUACUGCUACUUAGUUUGAAAAAAUUUUGGCUACGCCCUAAGUGAUCAGAAACUUGAAAAAGGGUGAAACACAAAGUUUGAAAAUUUUUAGAUUUUUAGACCUUUAAAAAGAUUUUUUGAGCACGAGCAACUAUUAUCAGGAAGUUGAAAAGCCUUGAAAAAUAAAUGUUUCUGAUGCUUUGAGCAUUUUUUAUUUUUGCACAUAACUUCGAUGUCAUUUAGGCGAUUCUAAAAAGUGAACCAGUUAUGAGCCCACAGAGUAUCGCUAUUUAAAAUCCAUCAAUAUCAUUGCAGUCAACUUAAAAUUAACGAGCAUAUAAAAUACCAACAGAGUGACUUCCGUCUUCAGUUUUGGUACCAGACUGUACACGGUAACUGGUCCACCACGAUUGGAAAUUGUAAGACCGUUGUCGGCGGUCAACGAUCGAAGUUCCAACAAAAUUUAAUAAAUCAGACACCUUGACCCAUUCAAACAUAUUUUAUGACUAGGUGAAAUACCAAAGAACUGAAAACAUACUGUAGAAUAAAAGUUAGAUGAUGCUUUGGAAAUGUUUGUUUUAUUCUCAUAACUCCGUCAUCUGUGCUGAAGUCAAUCGACAUUAUUUAUUAUGCCAUCAUAACUUGUCGCUCUACAAAGUUCGUCAAUAUUGGUACACCAUCACCUAAGUAACGAUGGUAUAAUGCGCCAACAUACCGACAGACAGAUCGAAAAUGAGUGACGAAGAUUCUUGUGCUGUAGAAAUACAGGUAUAUGAAAUACAUAGCCUGUGUCUCAAAGCCGGAUUGUUUCACCGUGCUUUUUACCAAGAAAUGUCUGUUAAGACCCCUUAUCUCUGUAGUUAAAAGGUUAUGUUUCAAAUAGACUCUUUUUGUCACGAAUCUGGACGAGUUAUUGAAACAUGAUGACGAUAAAACUGAAUUUUCUGUCUGAAUGACUGAAGCAAAGCAAGUUGCUCGUGCUCUAGCUCUUCUUAUAAUGUUUCUGCGAAAAAUACCUUGAGCAAGACUAAGACAAUCAGUUCUGGGAUGUGCGAAGGUUGCCACCCAUUUUUUAGGAGACGUUUGGAUUUAUCUGCGCUUGCAUCAUGAACACUUAUUAUGCUGCUAAAGCAGCGUUCUCACGUAAGUUGAUCAACUUAAAUCGAAACGAAUAUUUUUGUUCACGCACAUAAUAAAAAUUGAUGCGCUAGUUGUCUCUAAAAUGGCUGCCAACGAAGUUGUCCAAGCAGGCAUAACAGCUAUUUACGAAUUAUUUAAUACAGAAAUCAGAGACAUUUUAUCAAAAUUUGAAAAUGUCCGAAGAACAGUCUCAAUUUCGAUAACUCUCGAGCAGGGUAUUCCAUAAAGAGUCAAGCUGUUGAUAUAAAUCCAAAAAAUUUAGCACAAUACUUCAUGCUCAUUUUUUGUCUUUUUUCCACACACAUCAAGCACACGAGCCACAAAAUCAACUUUAUUCAAUGCGAAACUCGACUGAGUAUAGUUCACACGCUUCAAAUCCGUUUCAACUUGUCUGUAAAUCGCCUAUGACGCAUUAAAUUGAUCGAUAAGUUUUGAAUGAAUCAAAACUUUUUCGGUUCAACUAAAAUUGAUCAACUAAAAUCGAAAACACGGUUCACAAGUAUAUUUUUAUUCGAUUUUUGUUCAUCAAUAAAAAGCGUUCUACUAAAAUCGACUCGUGAGAACGCUGCUUAACUGAUACUGAAUCUUACUUAUAGUCGAUUUUUUAUAACUCAUUCGAAAUUUUUGAAAGAAAGAACAAUGUCAACAAUAGGCAUAGGUUAUUUUUAACAUUUUACUUUUAAAAAAUCGGUUACCUGGUAGCAUAACAUAGCACUGACAUAGGAUAGCGACAGAUCAUUGUCAUCUUGCUCCAGAUAUUUUCUCGCCGUGAGCAUUAAAAUGGGACAAAUUAAUUAUCAAGUCUGCCAAUUACUGACAGAUACCUCUGAGUGUUUGAAUUCUAUUUCAAAUACUCAGUGAAAUAUAUAAUUUAUAUUGCGAAUUUGCCGCCAGGCAAGUAUUUAAGUAUAUUCCUUCAUAAACAAUCUUUCGAGAUCUAGGACAGCCUCUUGUAUGUUAAAAAACGGUUUUCAUACUGUGAUUUUAACCGUCAGUAAAUCAAGUUUCUAAGAUACGAUUCUAGUAACAAGCAAUGUAAUAUAGUUAGUUUAACAAAUUGUCGCAAUAGUUCAUGUAAAUAUUUUGUAAAAGUUAAAUGUAACUUUACUAAUGAGAGUACAACUUACCAUCGUACAAACAGUAGUCUCUGAUAUUUUGAAGUCAUUGCACAAGUAAGUUAUAAAGCUCUGACAAGUUAUAUUCGUAAAAGCUUCUAAAGCUAUUUGUAAAUAGCAAUAUAAAUAUUGUAAAAUAUAAUACAACUUUUUCAUACAUGCAAUAACAAUCCCUGUUUCUGCAAUAUGUAGAUAAUGUAAAUAUAAAAAUCGUUCUUUGUACAUUUUGGUGAUUUCUGCAAUAAGUCGUUGGAAGAAAGCACUGUACAGAUUCCCAAAUAUAUGUUAAUCUGUUUGGCUGUAGUAUAAUUUCAUGUGAACUUAGUUUUUUCAAAGGAAUAUGAACAAUCACGAUGUCUAUCAGCAAUAUUGGAAAAUCUAAGUUUACAAUAGAGAAUAUUCACAUUUUUUACUACUGUAUAAAUAGAAUUACGUAACUUAUCUGUUAACAAAUUUAUAGGAACUCGGAUGAGUGGAUUGCCAGAUGUUCAAAUUUUUUUGGAUGACCUUGGGUUUCCUAUAUUAUGAAGUAGAGCUGAGAUACGAUCAUAAUCUUCAGACCUUGCUACAUGGGACUCAUCCUAAUGAUAGUAAUCCCAAACCAUUUUUCUUUAGAUACGUGAAUAUUUCUCGUGAACUUGUACAUUUGUGAAAUCCUUUACCUCACUCAGUGUAUUCAGAAACAUAGGUACAUACCAUACUCAAUAUACUAAUUCUGUCCUCAGAACUACAGCCCAGAUGUUUCAGUACAUACUCAACACGUUUUUAGCAAUACCGUUGUUUUGCACUCUAUUCUGUGGAGAAAUAUCUAUAGUUAGGUAUAAAAAAAAACAAAAUAAUGACGUGUGGACCUCACUGGAUUCAAAUACACACUGAGUUUAGCAGUAUAAUUGGAGCAAAUUCAAACCAGAUAACCCAACAGGAAAUCAGGCUUUUUCUCCACAUCUUUAUCUAUAGGGUGUAUGGUGAUACACACUUUAAGUAUUAAUCAAUGUUGUGUAUAUUACUGUUGCUGUGAUUAAUAAUAAAAUAAGACAUUAACCGCCAUGGCAGUUUAUGUAGAAUAGUGUAUACAUAUUUCUGUGUAGUGUGUAAAAGAAAAAUAUGUGG
This is a messenger RNA of Acanthoscelides obtectus, 5420 nucleotides long. NCBI's taxonomy places the organism in Eukaryota, Metazoa, Arthropoda, Insecta, Coleoptera, Chrysomelidae. The record is from the annotation of a GenBank genome assembly.